Juglans microcarpa x Juglans regia is the source of this 1171-nucleotide messenger RNA. RefSeq names its product fasciclin-like arabinogalactan protein 19. The record is from RefSeq and is a predicted model, not a curated record. NCBI's taxonomy places the organism in Eukaryota, Viridiplantae, Streptophyta, Magnoliopsida, Fagales, Juglandaceae. Bases 179 to 1171 code for a protein of 330 amino acids. The transcript has a single exon.
GUCCUGAAAAAGGAAGGGCCCACACUGUUUUCAUCUCACAGAAACGGAAAAAUAGUCGUAUAAACAAAACACGUACUCGUAGAAUCAUAAGUCCCGCCCAAAAACGAAAAAUAACAAAACUCGAAAAAAUAAACAAGAAAUCCAAGAAUCACGACCCUCUCUUCUUCUUUCUUCAUCAAUGGCGUCAAGAUCUGCUUCAAUCUCCUUGAAGAUUGUCUCCCUCUCCCUCUUCAUUCUCCUCCUCUCCCUCUCAGGCGCCGUGAGGCCGGUCAACUCCAUACCCGAAAGGGAGUUCGACUCCAUGCUAGGCGCCCUAAGAGCCCGCGGAUUCAACCUCUUCUCCAACGCCAUCACCACCUCCGACCUCCACUUGCAACUCCUCUCCGACUCACUCUCCACCCAAAUAGCUCAUGGGAAUAAUACUCGUCCUCGCUUCUUCACCUUAUUUGCCCCCACCAACUCCGCCUUAUUCACCCUCGAUAUGACACAAACGGCGUCCUCUUAUACUGACACCCUCCGCCUCCACAUCGUCCCCCGUCACCUCACGUUAUCCGGCCUCCGCAGCCUCGCUUCACUCCCCACACUUCUUCCCUCACGUUCCCUCCGCGUGACCACCAGGCCUGUCUCUUCCCGCCAUGGGCUUCGGUCUACUCGCUUGAUCGUCUCCGUCAACAACAUAGACGUCGUUUUCCCGGGGCUCUACUACGGCCGUUACGUGGCCGUUCAUGGCUUGAACGGCGCUCUCGGCCUCGGACUGCAGUCUCCAUUGCCACACGGUUUUCGCCAUCCGGAUCAUUCCUCUACUCGCCGUCCCCGCAGGUUUCUGCUUCCAGUUAACCGCACAACAGUCUCUCCGGUUCCAGACGUUGCUUUGAAUAACCGAACUAGUCGUAUGGACUUCGCUGAGGCCAACCGUACUACACCAGAAUCCGAAGGCAUGCACCGUUACUCCCCGGCGGCGACAACUGGAAAUAUUGGGAUUUUGCAACUGGAGGAUCAUAUUCCUGCGAAACAUUCCCGAUCGAUCAUGGUUUCGCUGUUGGAGACUGGAAAUGGUGAUCACGGGCAUGAGUCUUCCGGCGAAGCCCCGUCGCCGUCGAUGGAUGUGCUAGAAGAUGGGAUGAUAAUGGGGGAGAAACUUUGGCUGUUGGAUGAGCAAACCGAGGACUAG